Messenger RNA from Pundamilia nyererei, 6936 nucleotides. RefSeq names its product LIM and calponin homology domains-containing protein 1-like. Gene Ontology annotation, cellular component: stress fiber. Gene Ontology annotation, biological process: positive regulation of stress fiber assembly; regulation of focal adhesion assembly. Lineage: Eukaryota; Metazoa; Chordata; Actinopteri; Cichliformes; Cichlidae. The record is from RefSeq and is a predicted model, not a curated record. Gene Ontology annotation, molecular function: myosin II head/neck binding. The coding region runs from base 374 to 5641 and encodes 1755 amino acids. The transcript has 31 exons.
ACCUCCCUCAUCACUCUCUCUCUCUGCAUCUCUCCUAUCUAUCUCGACCUCCCCCGCAGAGAUUCCUGCCUGCGCGUUCACGUUUCUCGAAACGCGCGGCGGGGGCCGAGGACAGAAGCCUCGCGCAGUUCGGCGGAAAAGAGUCAUUAUUUUUAGCGCCUGGUUCGCGUUUCGCGAGGAGCCGCUUGUCUGUCUCUGCGCCACAGUCUGCGCAGAGCUCGCGCGGAGCACGAGAGGACCCGCCGUGACAGAGCGCGGAGUUGCGGGGGAAGCGCGCGAGGACGAACAUAACGGGCUCCGGACACAGACCAUCUGAAGGGAGGCUUAUCACGUAUCACCGUAUCGUCCGGCUUUGGUCUCGGCCUGUCCGGAGAUGGCUAGCCCCGGUGCCUCUGGAGAUUCACCGAAUGCCCCGCGGGAGCAGGAGCCGCUGGAGCAGCACCAUCCCGAACCAGCCUGUCGGGAGGCUCAGAAAUGGAUAGAGGCUGUAACCGGGAAGAGCUUUGGAGACAAGGACUUCCGCAGUGCGUUGGAGAACGGCAUCCUGUUAUGCGAGCUCCUAAGUGCGAUCAAACCAGGACUCGUCAAGAAGAUCAACAGGCUGCCCACCCCCAUCGCCGGGCUGGAUAACCUGUCAGUCUUUCUGCGUGGCUGCGAGGAGUUGGGCCUGAAGGGCGCCCAGCUGUUUGACCCAGGGGACCUGCAGGACACUUCCAUACGAGCUAACCUCAAGGACUCAGACUGCAACCGCAAACUAAAGAAUGUGCUGAACACAGUGUACUGGUUGGGGAAAGCUGCCAGUGGCUGUGCUUCCUAUAGUGGGCCUACUCUAAACCUCAAGGAGUUCGAGGGGCUUCUUGCUCAGAUGAAGUUGGAGAGCGAGGAAGGAGGGGACAGUUCACAGAAGCGCAGUGUUAGAGACAGCGGUUAUGACUGCUGGGACUCUGAGAGGAGUGAGUCCCUUUCUCCGCCACGGCACACUCGAGACAACUCCCUAGACAGUCUGGAUUCCUUUGGCUCACGCUCGCAGCACAGCCCUUCUCCCGACGUCGUGAAUCGAGGAAACAGCGACGGGCGAGGCAGCGACUCGGAGGCCGAUGCCCCCAACAGGAAGCCAGAUGUGCGGAAGGAUGACAUGUUGGCCAGAAGGACUUCCAGCAAAGAAGCAAGAAGUUCUGUCCCCUUUAACCAGUUUCUUCCUAACCGAACCAACGCCACCUCCUACGUCCCAACUCCACGGCGAAAACCACAUACGGAAGAGAGAGAGCAGCGGAGUCAGCCACAAGCUACUGCAGAUCAAUGCAAAAAAAUUACACUCCUCCACAAAACCUCCAAGACUGUCACUUGGGCACCUGAGAACAAUGGGGAAAAACAGGAAGAGGAAGUGGUCACCCAGGAAGUGUUGGAGCAGAGGAGGAUGCAGAAGCUGGAGAAGGCGGGAAUUAAAGUUCUUCCUGCUGUCGUUCGCUACAGCAGCCCUCCCGAAACGGAGGAAAAGGAACCGAGGUCACCAUCUCCGAACAUCAUCCUCCGCCGUGAUAACGACUUUUUGAGCUCCCAGAAGUCUGCGUGGGAUUCCCCCUCUGACGGGGAAGAGGAAGCAGCAGUGCGUAAAGUUCCAGAUGUCCAGAAGGAUGACUUGGCGUCCAGGCGAGCUCAUCGUGGCACAGUCGCACCCAAAGUGCACCAGUUCAUCCCUCCUCCAUUAUGUACCGAUAAAGACAGAGAGCGCUGGGAGGGCAUCAGACGAGCCUCGCAGCAAAUGCUUCAGGAGAAGGAGAUCAGUGAGAAGGAGGCGGUUGCUGACAUCAUUACACGCAAAGACAACCCCUUCCUAAACUCUCCCUCUUGCCACGAGGAAGAGGAGGAUGAGGAGGACGAGGGACACGAGGGGAAGGUUAAAGCGAUGCCUAAUAAGCAGAAGGACGACCUGGCUCGUAGACGGGCUCAGAGUAGGCCCCUCCCUCACAGGGACGGCCCGGUCAGCUUUGUGUCUUCCUCCAUGAGCCAGGCAGAUAUGCAGAAGUGGGAGAGACUCAGGAUGAGUGAACCAAGUGAUACUAGCCCAGGCCCCGUGUGUCAGGCCUGCCUGGUGAAAAAUUAUGGAGGUCCCUUCAGCGGAUCAGCAAAGGCUGGACGAGGUCAAGGCAAAGUUGUGACCUUUGGGGGCGUGACUGAGAUCGAGCAGCCAAUAGACACAGUCAUGUCGAGUGAAGGCGAGGAGACGGAGUUACUUAGACGACUCCUUUCCAAGGCAACCGUAGCCAUGCCUACCAUUGGCCUGGGCUCCCAGCUUUCAGAGUGGGAACGCAGCCAGGUAGUUGGAGCUGACCCCAAUCAAACUACCUCUCCCUCUGAUGACCUCCCACCCUGGACCACCAAGGCCACUCCCACUCCCGCUGAGAUCGAUGCCCGCCUGGCUCAAUAUGAGGGGAGAUCAGAGGAAGAGGAGGAGGAGGAAGAAGAAGAGGGGAGAGUCCCAGAUCUUCAGAAAGACGACAUGAUGGCAAGGAGGACGGGAGUUUUCCAUAAACAAAGCGCCUCUACAGUGACUUACAACCGCUUCCUACCUCUGCCUUCCUCCAAACGCUGCACACAGGGAGAGGUAACCACAGACGCUGCUCCGCAGAACAAGAAGAAAGUGCAGGCAGACAGGAGCAAGAAACUGGACGUCAGAGUGGAGCACCAGCAGCCCAUGGAAGCACCUCAACAGCAGGUUGAGACAACAGUGAUCCGAUCAGCGUCUCAGGGAGAGUGGGAAUACGGUGAUAAUGAGGAUGAGUGUGGUGAAAAUGUGCCUGCGCCUGACCCGGAGAAAGAUGAUAUGAUGGCUCGAAGGACGGGGUCGUUCCAAAAAGCGAGCACAGCUAAAAGAAAUCAGUUCCUGCCUGUUCCUGGAUCAGUGAAGUAUAACAUCAGUCCAGUGUCUGCUAUGAAGCAGCUCCACAGCAGGCCUAAGCUGACAGAAAAGAAGGAGGGUGAAAGCAGUAUUGUUGCUGUGGCAGCAGAGCCACAGGCCCUGCCCUCCAAAGCUCCAACCAGUCCCACGUUUGCAGUGCUGAGAGAAAGGCGUGAGGAAAAGGAGGAAAAGCAAGAAAGCGAAGGUGCGAUGGUCCCUAAUACCUCUGCCACAGUUACUGCUGAACCCCUCUUUUCUCCUUCACUCGUGCCUGCACCCAGUCCUGGUCCUGCACAAGUCUGUAGUGUAAAGUCAGGGCUGGAAAAGCAGAAAGUGGAGGAGAGAGUUGAGGAAAAAGCUGAGGUGGAGGAGAGAAAGAAGGAUGUAAAUGAGAAACCUCGAAAGAAACCCUUCUGGCUGGAGGACGACGAGCUUCCUCCAAUGAUGAUGAGCCGACGUGUUGCUUUUAUGUCUGAGGACACCGAGAGUGUGAGUAUGGGUGACAUGCUUAACGAGGAGGAGGUGGGACACUUACCGUCGCUGAGCCAAUCGCGACAUGAACACAUGCACGAGCAGUACAACAACUUUCUGGAGGAUGAGGACCACUGGCAAGAUGACCUUGCUCGCUGGAAGAAUCGCCGCCGCAGCGCGUCACAGGAUCUAAUCAGAAAGGAGGAGGAGAGGAAGAAAAUAGAAAAGAGGAUGAAGGGGGAGGGACGUGACGGCAAUAAGAGGAAGAGCAUUAAGACUUAUAAAGAGAUCGUGGAGGAGAAGGAGCGCAGAGAAGCAGAUCUGUGUGAAGCCUACAGAAGCGCAGCGACUCCAGAGGAGGCAGCCUUGGUUUUGCAGCGCUAUGCUCUCCGCUUCACCAUCAGUGAUGCAGUACUGGACACCCUAAAACUACCCAGAUCCACCUCCACACCCAAAAACGAACUAAAUGAGCUGGACAAAGAGCAGAAGCCAGAAUCACCUGUUAAUAACGCUGAGAUGUCAGAGGCUCUGCGCCAACCAGAAUCAUCUGUUAAUAAUGCUGAGAUGUCAGAGGCUCUGCGCCAACCAGAAUCACAUGUAGGUACAAAUCAGGAGCACAUGAAACCUGAAGAGAUAGAGACAGACACAUCAGAUCAGCAAGAAAAAUUAGCCACCAGCCCUCUAACACCAAACAGUCCAACCAGUCCUCUGUCCACAGUCACAGACUCACUGAGUGCGUCACCUCAGUCUCUGGAGUUUAAUGAACCCCAGACCCAACUAAUGGAGUCUCCAACUGCGCAACAGGCUGCGAUCACAGGAGAUCCACAGCCUCAGACAAAACACACUUCACCUCAGAGUGCGCAAGGGCAGCCUCACCCCACACAGUCGGCAAACGCUCUCCCCUCCCCACCAUCUGUGUCCUCCAGGCCCAUCCCCCUGCUGGCAGCCAAACCCUACUGCCAGCCUGGGGCCGUCCUCCCUGGGCACAAACCUAUUAAGGACGGGUUGGUACGAGUGAAUGGAGAGGAGACGGAGGAGCUAACUGUUUCCACUCCACCUACCUCCCCUCAGCACUCACCACAGGAGACCAAAGAUGUUUUAUCCAAAGAGGCGGAGAAAGAUGCUCCACCUGUGGAGGCUGUUAAAAGUGCCGAGACUGCAGAGCAGCAGCCUACGGAGACAGAGAAGUCAACGCCGUCUUCAGGCUCUGCCAUCAGCUCCCUGAUCGAAGGUCGAAACUGUAUCAUCACAACAACUAUUGUGACAGAGCUUACGCAGAAGGUUGUGGAGCCGCUUCACACAGACACCCAAAACGACGGAGAGGUUGAGACCACUGGCUUGUUUGAGAAACCAGAGGAUGAAAAAAAUACUCAACCAUCUUCCACACCCAGCAGCAUGGAAGAAUAUUCUCCCACCGUCUCGGAAGGACUUGAGGAGAGCAGUGUGACCAUUGAGACCCCCAUGUUGAACUUGGCUAAACGUGUUAAUCACUGGGUCUGGGACCCCAAUGAGGAGCGUAAGCGCUUGGAAAGGUGGCAACAGGAGCAGGAGCGCCUCUUAAAGGAGCAAUACCAGCGAGAGCAAGAGAAGCUGAUGAAGGAAUGGGAGAAAGCACAGCUCGAGGUGGAAGAGGAGGAGAGGAAGCACAAUGAAGAGGAAAGACGGAUUCUAGAGGAGACCGUCACACCCCUCAAUCCUACCGGCCUGUUAAACCAGGUGUCAGGACAGACGGCGACAACCUCACCUGGUACAGAAAACGACAACACAAAGGGAAAAAAUGUUCCUCUGCAGCACAAUGGCCAAAAAAUCUCUACAGGGAAUGAAGAUCAGCAUGCAUCAAAGCUGCAUUUCUUCCAGGAUUCUGGGGCUGAUGUUGAACCUUCAAAGAAACAGGAAUUGUGGAAAACAGCCUCUCUGGACCGCAAUACUCAGCUGAACCAGGGACAGGUUGUUAAAAGAUCUGGAUCUCAUGAUGGUGUUACAAGUGAACAACAGUCCUCCUCUCCAAAGCCUCAGCCUCCCUCACCCAGCAGGUGUGUUAGUGGAAAGAGACUGUGCACUGGUUGUUCUCAGCCUCUGGGAAAAGGCGCUGCUAUGAUCAUAGAUACGCUGGGACUGUUUUUCCACAUGCACUGUUUCAAGUGUGGACUGUGUGGUGUACAGCUUGGUGACGCCACUGCAGGGACUGACGUACGGAUUCGUAAGGGAAUGCUGAGCUGCCACGAGUGCUACAUUGCAUCUCGGGGCCGAGGUCAGCCCACCACACUAUGAUGACCACUGUUUUGGAGCUGGACCCUCUGUGAUUGGGUGGAGAACUCUUCUAAAACCCUGAAUCACACUGAAACAGUCUUGACGCUACAAGUCAUCAUCUUUUUUCCUCCUUGAAUGCACAACAGCUCACGUGGAUGUUCACAACGAGGAGUCUGAAUCCACGUGGGUCAAAAGUCUCAACUACAUGGACUUGCAGGACUAUCGCUAUACUUGUUAACUGUACACGUGUAUACACUUGUUUUUAGUAUGUGUAGCAUGGAUGUAAUCAAAAAACCAGUUUGUUUAGGCGUUUGCACAUCCAUACAAGACAUUCAAUAGGGAUCUUACUCCAAGAGCUGAACACUACUGUCUGUAACACAUCGGCCUCCCAAAUCUUGACUCAUUAACUCCUGCUUCUGCAUUGAUCAUGUGACUCCACUCUCUUGAGUGUGAUGCAAAAGGGGUUCAGGUUGGAUAACCUGAAGUAGCUUGACCAUUAUAAUGCCUUACUCAUACCUUCUCCUUUAUUUUUGGGUUUUGUGUUUACAGUUUUGCAUGGAUAAAAGUAACAUAUAUAUAUAAGUUUUUGUGAGUAUUGCUCAGAUGGAUAGUGAGUUGUUAUUUUCUUACCUAUCCUUGUGUUUGUCAUACAUCAUUCUGAUGAUUUUGUCUUUGAUUUUCCUCUAUAAGUCAUUUUACAGGAAUGAGAAUGCAUGUUGUUAAGUAAUAAUGCUUGUUCUUUGAAUUUUAAAUAAUUUCCCUUUAGGAUGUUUUAGCCAUUGUUUCUUCUCACAGACUGCACCUGAAUCAGUGCCUUAUGUAAUGAAUGCGAAGGCGAGUGGAGUGUGCAGGAGUAUUUCACACUCAUACAGACCUAAAGGUCUUGGCACAUAGUGUGUGUGUGUGUGUGUGUGUGUGUGUGUGUGUGUGUGUGUGUGUGUGUGAAUGCAGUGUGUGAUUUGACUUAAUGCACAGUUCCAUACCAGCAAAAAAGAAAUGUUAAAUGGAUCAGCCUCUCCUAAUCACCUGCUGUCCUCUUCCAUUGCCUCCAGUGAACUAAACCAAUGACAUAAUGUUACUUGCUGCUUCCCUGUUUUAAUAUCUUCUUAAGGUAAUCCACAGUGUCCUAAAAUCUCUCCUCAUUUGCCUCUGUAUCACAAGCGUUGCCUCCCCAGAGAAUAAUCUGAACUGUCCUAUCCUCUCUUGUCUCGCCUCAAUCUGGAAACCUGACAGCUUCUUCAUCUCUCAGAGGAAUAGAGCACAGUUCAUUGUCUUUUAUAGUAACUGUAUGUUUAUCAAUAAAAUGUUUUAAAUGG